Molecule: messenger RNA, 1842 nt
Organism: Lachancea lanzarotensis
Lineage: Eukaryota; Fungi; Ascomycota; Saccharomycetes; Saccharomycetales; Saccharomycetaceae
Product: LALA0S01e07580g1_1
Exons: 1
Coding region: 1-1842 (613 amino acids)
Biological process (GO): signal transduction; regulation of fungal-type cell wall organization; activation of GTPase activity
Cellular component (GO): cell cortex
Molecular function (GO): GTPase activator activity
Source: RefSeq, a predicted model, not a curated record
AUGCUUGCCGGUAAGGGCAUGGAGCAGCAGCAUCAACAGCAGCAGCAGGAGACUAAGAAUCCAGACAUUUCGCCGUCGAAGAACCACUUGACCCAAUGGUGGAAACAGAUCCGUAACAACCCGAAAAGCAUGUCGUCGGACUCGCUUUCUGUCGCAGGUAGUGCAGAGGAGUCGUCGUCGUCGUCCAGGUUACGGCCCGUUUUGAUGUCUCAUUCGCGAUCCUUCAACAGCAAAACACCAAGUGACGAAUUUCGAUCGUACCGGGACUCGUUUUUGAUGAAUCGCAACCAGUUCAUGGGCCAGGUGUUUGGAGUACCGUUGUCGCAGUCGUUGAGCGUGGCCAGCGCAGAGGUGAUUGUGCAAAGUGAAUUGGAAAGUUUUGGACGAAUUCCUAUUCUAGUGGCCAAAUGCGGAGCGUUUUUGAAAGCCAACGCGCUGCAAACCUCGGGAAUUUUCCGCAUUGCAGGUAACAACAAGCGGGUCAAGGAGUUGCAAUACAUUUUUUCUACUCCACCAAGCUACGGAACCAAACUGGGCGAUUGGGACGGGUUUACGGUGCAUGACGCUGCAUCUGUGCUGCGUAGAUUUCUCAAUAACCUCGAUGAGCCUCUCGUUCCGCUUGAUAUCUACGAAAGGUUCCGCAAGCCGUUGCAGGACAGGCCUCGAAUCUUGAAGCAUCUGGCACAAGGAAUGGUACGAAGUCAAUACGAAGAAGUCUCUUCUGCUUCAGCAGGGCCUGAUGCUAACAACCUAGGUUUUACUUCAAUAGACCCAGAAGAUGAAGCGAAGCAAAAAAUGAAGGCACUUCGCCAUAAAAAACGACUUUCGCGCGAUAUCAGGGCAGCUCUCAAGGAAUAUGAAACACUCUUCGGUGCUUUAUCAUCUGAUGCUCGGCAACUUUUGAUCUAUUUGCUAGAUCUACUCAGUUUGUUUGCACAACAAGCCGAUGAAAAUCUGAUGACGGCCCGUAAUUUGGCAGCUGUGUUCCAACCAUCGAUCAUAUCACACCCACACCACGACAUGGACCCCAAGGAAUACGAGUUGUCUAGACUUGUAGUCGAGUUCCUUAUCGAAUACUCGUAUAAACUACUACCGCACUUGCUCAAGCAUCAUCGCUCGACUUCAAAGGUUGCAACAGUCAAGCCCCUGGCAGAAAAAUCUGCCAUUCCUCAGCAACAGAAAAUCAUUUUACCUCAAACCAUUAUUUCACCAGAAUCAGAAAGUAUGACAGGGCCACAAAAUGGUCAACCGAUACCCACAACGCCCACAGAACAUACUACCAAAAACCUUGAAGAACCCUCCCAAGCACUAACGCCUCCAAGUCCUUCCUUCUUGGGUAAACCCAAACUUGUACCGAAGAGCAGACCCCACAGCAAGUCUUUAAGCUACACCCUAAAUGCUUCCGAUAUCAUUUCAGGAAAACGAAGUUCGCGACUCUCUUGGCUCAACCGCGUUCUGUCAAAUGACACCGCAGAGCUCAGUGGUACCGAAGAGGAAGGAGAAGAGGGAGACUACGACGACAUUCACUCUCCAGGAAGUACACAUUCGGGGUCAGUUCCUAAACAGAAUUUUCUGGCACUACCCCGUCCACACGCUCCCAGAACUAUGAGUGGCAACAGUAAUAAUUCGGGCGGUACUCGACCCUUGUCAGAAGUCAUGAAUAAAUCACUAGAAGAAAUCAGCGCUUCUCUAGGAUGGCGAAGAAAUAGCAACACCGAUAAUUCUGCUGUGGGCACCGAUGACGAGAGCGAUUCGCGGAAUAGGUCAAGAUCUGUGCGCAGAAACUCUUGGCUAAGCAAACUGCGAAGCCGUUCGCGAUCUGCAAAGGCAGAACGCACUUGA